This is a messenger RNA of Arvicanthis niloticus (Nile rat), 2043 nucleotides long. RefSeq names its product kelch like family member 28 (gene Klhl28). Gene Ontology annotation, molecular function: protein binding. The record is from RefSeq and is a predicted model, not a curated record. NCBI's taxonomy places the organism in Eukaryota, Metazoa, Chordata, Mammalia, Rodentia, Muridae.
GGGCGGAAGUUUUCCGCCCCACCCGUAAGAGUUGAGGUUUGACCGGAGCAAGAGAGGAUCCUAUCCCGCGUUCCAGUUUUCCUUGGCUCCUCCUCCUGUUGCUGCAGGUGUUAUUCCUGGGACUCAGAUGGACCACACAGCCCCGACCUACAUGCUUGCUAACCUAACCCACUUACAUUCUGAACAACUUCUGCAGGGACUGAAUCUUCUUCGCCAGCAUCACGAACUCUGUGACAUCAUUCUUCGAGUAGGUGAUGUUAAAAUUCAUGCUCAUAAAGUGGUACUUGCCAGCAUCAGCCCAUACUUCAAAGCCAUGUUCACUGGAAACCUUUCUGAGAAAGAGAACAGUGAGGUUGAAUUUCAGUGCAUUGAUGAAGCCGCGCUGCAGGCCAUUGUGGAGUACGCCUAUACAGGGACCGUUUUCAUUUCUCAGGAUACAGUUGAAUCUCUCCUGCCAGCAGCAAACCUACUCCAGAUAAAACUUGUCCUUAAAGAAUGUUGUGCAUUUCUUGAAAGCCAGCUUGACCCUGGUAAUUGUAUUGGAAUUUCCCGUUUUGCAGAGACUUAUGGUUGUCAUGACCUUUAUUUGGCGGCUACUAAAUUCAUAUGCCAGAAUUUUGAAUCUGUUUGCCAGACAGAAGAGUUUUUUGAGCUUACACAUGCUGAUUUGGACGAAAUUGUCUCCAAUGACUGCUUGAAUGUAGCUACUGAAGAGACAGUUUUCUAUGCAUUAGAAUCUUGGAUCAAGUAUGAUGUACAAGAGCGUCAGAAGUACCUAGCACAGCUGCUGAACAGUGUGCGGCUACCACUGCUGAGCGUUAAGUUCCUCACGAGGCUCUAUGAAGCGAACCAUCUUAUCCGUGAUGAUCGCACUUGUAAACAUCUCUUGAAUGAAGCCCUAAAGUACCACUUCAUGCCUGAACACAGACUCUCUCAUCAGACAGUCUUGAUGACACGACCUCGCUGUGCUCCUAAAGUAUUGUGUGCAGUAGGAGGAAAAUCUGGACUCUUUGCCUGUUUGGAUAGUGUGGAGAUGUACUUUCCCCAGAAUGACUCAUGGAUUGGUCUGGCGCCCUUAAAUAUUCCUCGCUAUGAAUUUGGAAUAUGUGUUUUAGACCAAAAAGUCUAUGUUAUAGGUGGUAUUGAAACUAGCGUGCGUCCUGGUGGCCCUGUCAGAAAACAUGAAAAUUCGGUGGAAUGUUGGAAUCCUGAUACAAAUACCUGGACUUCUCUGGAGAGGAUGAGUGAGAGCCGAAGUACUCUUGGAGUAGUAGUACUUGCGGGAGAAGUUUAUGCUUUAGGUGGAUAUGAUGGACAGUCUUACUUGCAAUCUGUAGAAAAAUACAUCCCCAAAAUAAGGCAAUGGCAACCUGUGGCCCCGAUGACAAGCACAAGAAGUUGUUUUGCUGCAGCGGUCCUGGAUGGGAUGAUAUAUGCCAUUGGAGGGUAUGGCCCCGCUCACAUGAACAGUGUGGAGCGUUAUGAUCCAAGUAAGGAUUCCUGGGAGACGGUUGCAUCCAUGGCGGAUAAGAGGAUUCACUUUGGCGUUGGAGUUAUGCUAGGUUUUAUCUUCGUGGUAGGUGGACAUAAUGGUGUUUCACAUUUGUCAAGCAUUGAAAGAUACGACCCUCAUCAAAAUCAGUGGACAGUGUGUAGACCAAUGAAAGAACCCAGGACAGGAGUUGGUGCUGCAGUAAUCGAUAACUACCUUUAUGUAGUCGGUGGUCACUCAGGGUCUUCCUAUCUGAACACAGUACAGAAAUACGAUCCUAUCUCAGAUACAUGGCUGGAUUCAGCUGGCAUGAUAUACUGUCGCUGCAAUUUUGGAUUAACUGCACUUUGACAAGUGUGAACUUGUGGAAAUCGCACAAGGUGGUACCACAGGAAAGAAUGCCCAGUUUCCUGAACCUGAAAGUCAGCUGCACGGCUUUCUUUGUAACUUGAAGUGGCAUGAAGACUCAGUUUUGUUAGGUACUUUGAACUGACUAUUAGUCUGCUCUUGAUUAUACAGUGAAUCAAUAAUUAAACAAGGAAACAAAAAGG